AUGUCUGACAGUCGGGCACUGUUAGAUGGCUGCCAUGCCAAAGUCGAUGGAAUUGAUACAUCAUACGGUUAUGUACCAACACUAGCGGCUGGAAUUGCCUAUUGCGCUCUCUUUGGCGUCUCGAUGCUUCUUCACACGGCUCAAUUCUGCUGGAAGCGAACGUGGUGGUGCGGUGUUUUCAGUAUUGGCUGCUUAGUCGAAGUCAUUGGCUGGGCCGGUCGAACCUGGUCAUCCAAAUGUCCAUAUAACUCAACCGCAUUCCUAAUGCAAAUCUCUACCCUUAUCAUCGCACCCACCUUCUUCACAGCGGGCAUCUACGUCCUCCUAGGCCGCUUCAUCCAAAUCCUCGGCCGAGAAUCAUCCAUUCUCAAACCCAGCCUCUACCUCUGGAUCUUCUGCACCUGCGACAUCGUCUCCCUCGUCAUCCAAGCCAUCGGUGGUGGCAUGGCCUCCUCCGAAGCAGACAAAGUCAACGGCGACACCGCGACAGGUACCCACAUCAUGGUAGCCGGUAUCAUCUUCCAGCUGUUCUCGAUCACCAUUUUCGUCUUUUUUGCUGCCGAUUUCAUGCUGCGUACCCUGCGCCACAAGCUCCUCCAGUCUCUGACUGGGUCUGUCGUGCCCCUGCUCGGCGCAAUGAUCUUCUCCGUGUUGUGCAUUUAUGUGCGGAGUAUCUACCGUACUAUCGAGCUGUUGCAGGGUUGGCAUGGAUUCUUGAUCACUCACGAGAAAUACUUCAUUGCACUUGAUGGUGCUAUGAUGGUUGCUGCCGUCGUUGUGUUUAAUGUUGUUCACCCUGGCUGGCUGUUACCCGAUCAGCACAAGUCCGCCAAGCCGAAGCGAGACUAUGCAUCUGAUGAGAUUGAGAUGAACCGUCCUAUGUCUUGA
This is a messenger RNA of Penicillium cataractarum, 888 nucleotides long. Its product is annotated as RTA1 domain-containing protein. Lineage: Eukaryota; Fungi; Ascomycota; Eurotiomycetes; Eurotiales; Aspergillaceae. Bases 1 to 888 code for a protein of 295 amino acids. The transcript has 3 exons. The record is from RefSeq and is a predicted model, not a curated record. Gene Ontology annotation, cellular component: plasma membrane; fungal-type vacuole.